UGAGCAGAUCAGAGGCCCAGCCCCAAGAAAACACAGGCUCCCCCAGCCCCAGGAGCCCUAGGGGAAAGGGCCCAGCUGGGCCAGCCCUGCAGAGACCAUGGGAUCCACAGAGACAAGGCAUCCCCCUGCUGUGUUUGACUGGUUCUUUGAAGCUGGCCGCCCCAACUCCCUGGAGGAGGAUCCCCCCAUCCUGUGGCAGUUCCCUCCAGACUUCCAGGAACAGGAAGCCAUGCAGAUGGUACCCAGGUUCUGUUUCCCCUUUGACAUAGAAAGGGAGCCUCCCAGCCCUGCUGUCCAGCACUUCACCUUUGCCCUCACUGACCUGGUGGGCAACCGCAGAUUUGGCUUCUGCCACCUGCGAGCUGGUGCAUGGAGUUGCCUCUGUAUCCUCAGCCACUUUCCCUGGUUUGAAGUGUUCUACAAGAUUCUCAAUACUGUGGGGGACCUCCUAGCCCAGAACCAAGUCAGCGAGGCUGAAGAACUCCUACAAAACCUGCAGCAACACCCACCUUUUGGAUCCCGGUUUUCAGGGGGACCAGAGAUGGAUGGCAACAUCACCAUCUGGAGUGAAUCUGGGAUCGUGCCUCCUGUCCUGGGGAAUAGCAAGCUGCUUUCUUGUUUUGUGGCUCCGGAUGCUGCCGACCUGCCAUCUAUUCCUGAGAAUAGGAACCUCACUGAGCUGGUGGUUGCUGUGACAGAUGAGAACAUCGUGGGGCUCUUCGCAGCGCUGCUAGCUGAAAGGAGGGUCUUGCUUACUGCCAGCAAGCUCAGCACUCUAACAGCCUGUGUUCACGCAUCCUGCGCUCUGCUCUACCCCAUGCGAUGGGAGCAUGUUUUGAUCCCCACACUACCCCCGCACCUGCUGGAUUACUGCUGCGCGCCUAUGCCCUACCUCAUAGGAGUCCAUGGCAGUCUCGCUGAGAGAGUUCGAGAGAAAGCCCUGGAAGAUGUUGUAGUGUUGAACGCAGACUCUAACACCCUGGAGACACCCUUCGACGACGUGCAAGCUCUGCCGCCAGAUGUGGUAUCCCUGCUGAGGCUUCAGCUAAGGAAGGUUGCACUGAGCCCCGGGGAAGGGGUGUCCCGUCUCUUCCUCAAAGCCCAGGCCCUGCUCUUUGGAGGGUACCGUGACGCCCUUGUCUGCAUCCCGGGUCAGCCAGUGACAUUCAGUGAGGAAGCUUUCUUGGCUCAGAAGCCCGGGGCGCCCCUGCAGACAUUCCACAAAAAGGCGGUACACUUGCAGCUGUUCAAGCAGUUCAUCGAAUCCCGACUGGAAAAACUCAAUGCUGGAGAAGGUUUCUCAGACCAAUUUGAGCAAGAGAUCGUUGCCUGUUGUGGAGCUUCCUCAGGCACCCUUCGGUCCUACCAGCUCUGGGUAGAUAGUCUUAAGAAAGGUAGCGAUGCACUCCUGCAUUCAAUGAAGGCUAAAACCCGACCAGCCGUCAGGAACCUGUACCGAUCGGCAAGGAGUGGCUUGAAGGGUAUGCAGAGCCUGCUCAUGAUGAAGGAUGGAGACUCUGGCCUGAAGAGGGGGGGCUCCCUGAGAGCCUCAAGCCUCACCAGCCGCUCAGACUGUCUCCAACAGCGCCUGCCUAUCAGCCAUCACUUCGGACAGAACAGGCCCCUCCGCCCUAGCAAGAGACUCAAGAUGGAGAGGGGGCCUUCUGAACCCCUGCAAGAGAGGAUCCCCACCUUGAGCCCUGGAGACACUCAGAACCCCUGGGCAGAGGACACUCUAGACGGCAGCUUUCUGGGGCCCGGAGAAGAGCUGGAUCUGCUGAGUGAGAUUCUAGACAGUUUGAGUGUCGAAACCAAGAGUGGCGGCCAGCUGAGGGCCAGCCAGAGUUUGGACUGCUGUCAGCAAGAGGCGUCAGAGAGCUGCUCCAGCCUGCCUAACAUCCCAAUCGGGUCACCAAGGCAACUGGAAGAAGACAAGAGACCCCAGGAUCCUCAGCCUUGGUCCCUGCCUGGUGACCUGUCACUUCUGCAAGACACCUCAUUUUCAGAGGUUGUAAGCUACUCAAAGAACUCCUGUUCUCAGUCACCCUCAGCUCUCUCCUUUCUGUCUACAUCUUCAGCCACUUCAGCAGAGCCCUCCAGCCAAGGGGACCUCAGGCCCUCUGUCCGCGAGCCGGAUCCUAGACCCUCACAAAGCCCUUGCUCCAGGCUCCUUACAGCCCCCACUCAGCCCAGUCCUCCAAAAAGCCCCCAACUUCUUGCCUCCACAGAGUCCAACCCUGAUGCUAUUCAGAAAUUACAACUUAUUCCGUCUCCCUCAUGCUCCCCCACUUCUGCAGAGAACCCCAGAAACCAGCCUCCCCAGAUCCUGCUGGGCCAGGAUCCUAUACAACCCCUCAAGGAGCUGGGAACCCCCACUUCUUACAUCUCUCAUGUAAGCAAGCAGCAAGGGCCCCAGGACAGGCAGCCUCGAGUUGCUGAUCUGAAGAAGUGUUUUGAAAACUAAGAUCAGGAGUGUGAGGCUCCCAACUCUCAAUAAAGCUGGGUUUUUUUCCCUGAUAAAUUUA
Molecule: messenger RNA, 2525 nt
Organism: Grammomys surdaster
Lineage: Eukaryota; Metazoa; Chordata; Mammalia; Rodentia; Muridae
Gene: Dennd1c
Product: DENN domain containing 1C
Exons: 23
Coding region: 98-2464 (788 amino acids)
Biological process (GO): endocytic recycling; endocytosis
Cellular component (GO): intracellular membrane-bounded organelle; cytosol
Molecular function (GO): guanyl-nucleotide exchange factor activity; phosphatidylinositol phosphate binding
Source: RefSeq, a predicted model, not a curated record